AUGGUCCCCCCCCCGGGAUUAGGCUCUGGUGUCUUCCGCCACCAGUGCGAGGGCGAGCUCGUUCUCAAGCUCACCAACGAGAAGAUCCCCUACUUCAACGCCCCCAUCUUCCUGAACAAGGACACCCAGGUUGGCAAGGUUGAGGAGAUUUUCGGCCCGAUCAACGACGUGUUCUUCACCGUCAAGCUGCAGCCCGGCUUCGUUGCCUCCUCCUUCAAGGUUGACGACAAGCUCUUCAUCGGCUCCGACAAGCUCCUUCCUCUGGCCCGCUUCCUGCCGCAGCCCAAGCCCGCCGGCAAGGUUGCCCGCCCGGCUGGUGGUGCUCGCGGCGGCGGUCGCGGUGGUGCCCGUGGUGGCUUCGGCGGCGGUCGCGGUGGCGGCUUCGGCGGCGGUCGUGGCGGUGGCUUCGGCGGUGGCCGCGGUGGCGGCUUCGGCGGCGGUCGUGGCGGUGGCCGCGGUGGUGGCUUCGGCGGCGGCCGCGGUGGCGGCUUCGGCGCCCGUGGUGGUGGCUCUUUCCGUGGCCGCUCUUAAGGAAGAGGUGUUCAUCCGUAGCGCCCACAAAAGAAAACCCGAGCGACGACACGCAUUUCAUCAUCCCCACAUGCUAUGUGCAUCGCCUGGAUUCGCGCGCGGGCCCUCUCCCCCCUGACAAAUCCCCAUUUCCAUGCAAAAAAGACCGGGCGAGGGGGGGUACUUGUCCUCUCCGUUCUGUCGAUGAUAUCCCCCCCCCCGUUUUUCGCGGGGUGUCCUGCCUGCUUGUUGGUCCCCUUUCACCCCCCCUCCUCUCUGUGUAUUAGCGCGCUCCCUCCAGAAGGGAGAGACGGGAAUCCUCCCACACCCACACACGCACGCAUCUGCCCAAGACGAACCUCCCCCCCCCCCACCCCCGCGAGGGAGAACCCGUUCCGGUGGCUGCCCCAAUGUGCGAUACCAGCCCCCUCCCCCCCUCCACCCUUGUGAUAUGAAUAGCAACAAUAUUAGAAAUGCAA
Fonticula alba is the source of this 989-nucleotide messenger RNA. RefSeq names its product H/ACA ribonucleoprotein complex subunit 1. Gene Ontology annotation, biological process: snoRNA guided rRNA pseudouridine synthesis; ribosome biogenesis. The transcript has 5 exons. The coding region runs from base 1 to 531 and encodes 176 amino acids. NCBI's taxonomy places the organism in Eukaryota, Rotosphaerida, Fonticulaceae. Gene Ontology annotation, molecular function: box H/ACA snoRNA binding. The record is from RefSeq and is a predicted model, not a curated record. Gene Ontology annotation, cellular component: box H/ACA snoRNP complex.